Molecule: messenger RNA, 1734 nt
Organism: Plodia interpunctella (Indianmeal moth)
Lineage: Eukaryota; Metazoa; Arthropoda; Insecta; Lepidoptera; Pyralidae
Gene: Fmbp-1
Exons: 1
Coding region: 192-860 (222 amino acids)
Source: RefSeq, a predicted model, not a curated record
ACUAUUGACUUGACAAAGCUGUCAAAAGCAAAGCUUCUUCAUAAAAGCACUGACUUUUUUUAACGAAAAUAAAUAAACUGUUUAUUUCCAAUUAUUCUUCUGCACUAUAAAUUAAUUUGUUAUAAAAUCAGUGAUCAGUGGCUUUAGACAGAAUAUGGUUCUGUGGAUAACACUCUCUUUGAAUAAUCAAUAUGGGUGAUUUAAAUUCAUCAGAUUGUUCCUGGAAGAAAAUGGUUAUAGCGAAAGCAAAUCAUGAAUGGGUUUCUAAAAUUAAGUGUGAAAAUACCGAAACUUUGAUUGUAGAGGUUGAAGAACCUGUGGGAAGCACUACUAAUUUCAGUAUACCUGAGGAGAGCCCAAUGUGUUAUGGGAAUAUUAAAUCAGAAAAUGGAGAUAUUGACGCUAUGCAUUCUGUCGGUGAACCAGAGAUUUUUACUCAAUCUUUAGAUCCUUUGAUGAUAGCGGAGCCCAAGCAGCGCCGUCGCCGCAGUUCAGUCGCUAAGAGCCCCAAAAAUGAGACGCCAGAUGAGAGAGCAGCAAGAUUGGCAAAAAUGUCUGCAUAUGCAGCACAAAGACUUGCCAAUGAAUCUCCAGAGCAGCGUGCAGCUAGGUUAAAGAGGAUGUCUGAAUAUGCAGCUAGACGGUUAGCACAGGAGACAAGUGAACAAAGAGAACAAAGGUUGGCUAGAAUGUCUGCAUAUGCAGCUAAGAGACUCGCCCAAGAGACACCGGAGCAAAGACGCAACCGCCUCUCUCGUAUGUCAGCUUAUGCUGCCCGAAGACAAGCCAUGAAGAAAGUCAUGAAUAGUAAAGACCUUCCAAAUCCAAAUAUCAAUCAUGGCAUGCCUAACCAAAGUUGAGAUACCAACAUUACUUUAACAUUUAUUCAGAAGUGUUUGUUACAUUUUCAACCCUCAUCUGUUUUCUAUACACUUUCAGUGAAUCGGUAAAGAACAAGGAUGCCUUUAAUCCAGUUAUAUGUUUAUUCACAGUUUGUAUUUGAUAUAAGUUAAAACUAUUUAUUAUUAUCUGAUGUUUGUACUAACAUAUUGUAUUUUUUCUUUUUGGCUAUUGGUUUGAUUGUAUUGCCUGCUAUUAUAGUUAAGGUUAAUAUAGAAUUGUCUUAUGAAAAUGCUUCAUGCAGUAUUUGCAUGUAUUGAACUAAGCAAAUAGCAAUAUAUUUAUGGAUACAUGUUAAUCUAAAGAUAUAUUUAGUAAUGGAUAUGAUCAUCACAAAAGUAGUUACAUUCAGGAGAAUAGAAAAAUCAAUGUCAUUUCAUUAUUUUUAUUCUAUCUAUUAUAAGAUGUAUAGAUGUGAAAAUAAAAUACAUUUAUAAUACUUAUAAUCAAAACAACUAAAUUGUACAGGUAACAGAAUAUGAAGUUACCCAAAUUGUGUAGUACAAAACGGUUGGUAUAUUUAUCUUAUCUUUAACAGACAGAUGUGUAGUUGUGUGUACAUUCAGAUUUUUAACAAACUUCCAAAAAUGGAGGAAGGUAUUGUAUAGGGUUGUUCGGCAUUCUAAUAUAUAAAAGAUCUCAUGUCUGAAAUAGAGAAGAAUUGAAAAUGGGUAACUUAUAAUCUGUUAUCAUAAAUAAAGUUUGGCAGAUGAGAUUCAACUAGUCGAGGAAUGUUAACUCAGUCUAUAUCUAUCUCUUAUCUAUAUAACCCUACACCUAUAGAAAUAAGAACAUAAAUAUAUUUUUAACAAAUGUAGAAUAUAUACAUACAGA